AUGGAAGAAAUCAGCAAUGUAAAAAGGGUCUUGGAUGAAAAGUUUAAAAUCAAGGAUAUCGGUAGAUUGAAGUACUUUUUAAGACUAGAAUUUGCUCAUAAUUCAAAAGGGUUGGUAAUUUGCCAACGCAAGUACACAUUAGACCUUUUAGAAGAAUUUGGUAUGUUGGGGGCCAAGCCAGCAAGCACUCCUAUGCAAUAUUCAGUUGUCCUCUCCAAGAAUUUAGGGACGAAGCUGAGUGAUUCACUACGGUACAGGAAGCUAGUUGGUAGGUUGUUAUAUCUCACCAACACUCGACCAGAUAUUUCGUAUGCUGUAGGAUAUUUGAGCCAAUGUCUCAACUGUCCCACUGAUCAACAUUUUCAAGCAGGUCUCCAUGUGCUUCGGUAUCUCAAGGGUAAUUCGAGUUCAGGGUUGUUUUUUGCCAAAGACAAUAACUUGAAACUCACAGGGUUUGUUGAUUCGGACUGGACAAUUUGCCCAGAUAUUAGAAGAUCUGUAACUGAUUAUUAUUAUUUUUUGGGUGGAACUCUUGUAUGUUGGCACAGCAGGAAGUAA
Molecule: messenger RNA, 558 nt
Organism: Arachis ipaensis
Lineage: Eukaryota; Viridiplantae; Streptophyta; Magnoliopsida; Fabales; Fabaceae
Source: RefSeq, a predicted model, not a curated record